Molecule: messenger RNA, 2548 nt
Organism: Quercus robur (English oak)
Lineage: Eukaryota; Viridiplantae; Streptophyta; Magnoliopsida; Fagales; Fagaceae
Product: inorganic pyrophosphatase TTM2
Exons: 12
Coding region: 325-2313 (662 amino acids)
Cellular component (GO): cytoplasm
Molecular function (GO): ATP binding; kinase activity
Source: RefSeq, a predicted model, not a curated record
AUAGAGGUCUUUUCUCCUUCUCGGUGACUCUCUCUCUCUCUCUCUCAAUCUCUUUUUCUCUCUUGGGAGUGUUUACACACAGAGAGAUUGUGUGUAGAAUCCCACUUCCCAAAAAAUCACGGAAAAUCACAUUCCUUUGUAUAGCGGGAAACCAAUAAUAAUAUUAUAUUGAAGAAACCACCGACCUUGUUCUUCUUCUUCUACUUGGGUUUUUAUACUUUUGCUCAUAAAUUCACCGUUACUCAUUGCCACUCGAAACAAACAUCUCGCUCCGUGAUUCCAAAAUCGCCAAUAUCACACAUUGAGGGAGCCAGCAUAUGUUCAAUGGAUCAAGAUACUUCUAGUGCUGAUUCACAUCAGAAACGAGGUGUUCUCUUAAAAGAUCAAGUUCGAUUGGUUAAGAGAAAGGACUGUGAUCGCUAUGAGAUUGCUUCAAUCCAAGAUCCUUUGUCAUUUGAGAAGGGUUUCUUUGUGGUGAUCCGUGCAUGCCAAUUGUUAGCCCAAAAGAAUGAGGGAAUAAUACUGGUAGGCGUGGCAGGUCCUUCUGGCGCUGGAAAGACAGUGUUUACAGAAAAGAUACUCAGUUUUAUGCCCAGUGUUGCUGUUAUUUCAAUGGAUAAUUAUAAUGAUGCUAGCCGGAUUGUUGAUGGCAACUUUGACGAUCCACGCUUGACAGACUAUGACACCUUGCUCCAGAAUGUCCAUGAUUUAAAGGCAGGAAAGCAGGUCCAGGUUCCAAUUUAUGAUUUCAAGUCUAGCUCCCGCACGGGAUACAGGACACUUGAAGUCCCAACCUCCCGCAUUGUGAUCAUUGAGGGCAUCUAUGCUUUGAGUGAAAGGUUGCGACCUCUACUGGACCUUCGUGUGUCUGUAACUGGUGGAGUUCACUUUGACCUCGUCAAACGGGUUUUACGGGAUAUACAACGUGCUGGCCAAGAACCAGAAGAGAUAAUUCAUCAAAUAUCUGAAACGGUAUAUCCAAUGUACAAGGCCUUUAUUGAGCCAGAUCUACAAACAGCACAUAUUAAAAUCAUCAACAAAUUCAAUCCUUUUACUGGAUUUCAGAGUCCUACUUAUAUAUUAAAGUCAACAAGGAUGGUGACUGAGGACAAAGUCAAGGCUGUUUUCAGUGAAAAUCAUACUGAAACAAUGGAACAGACUUAUGAUAUAUAUCUUCUGCCACCUGGUGAAGAUCCAGAAUCUUGCCAAUCAUAUUUACGGAUGCGGAAUAAAGAUGGAAAAUACAGUCUCAUGUUUGAGGAAUGGGUGACUGAUAAUCCAUUUGUCAUUUCACCAAGAAUUACGUUUGAGGUCAGUGUUCGUCUUCUUGGGGGGCUAAUGGCCUUGGGAUACACAAUAGCGUCUAUCCUUAAGAGAAGCAGCCAUGUAUUCUCAGAUGAUAGGGUCACUGUAAAAAUUGAUUGGCUAGAGCAAGUAAAUCGUCAUUAUGUUCAGGUGCAAGGAAAGGAUCGCUUAGUUGUAAAAUGUGUUGCCGAGCAGCUGGGAUUGGAAGGUUCAUAUGUUCCUCGUACUUAUAUCGAACAAAUUCAACUGGAAAAGCUUGUAAAUGAGGUCAUGGCCCUGCCAGAAGAUUUAAAGACGAAGCUCAGCCUGGAUGAGGAUCUGGUUUCAAGCCCCAAAGAAGCACUUUCUAGAGCCUCUGCAGAUAGAGUUGCCAUGAGAAAUAAGCAUCUUAAGAGUGGUAUGUCACAUUCGUAUACAACCCAGAGGGACAAAAAUCUGGCAAAGCUUUCUGGAUAUAGUGCCAACGGUCAAAGGUUUGAUGAUAGAAACUCGGAGUCCCCUUCAAUGCCGGCAAAUCAGGGGGUCUUUACUCAGCUUUUAGAACAAAUUACCUCGCUGAAUGAUAGAAUGGAUGAAUUUACAAAUCGUAUUGAAGAGAUGAAUUCGAAGUUAACCAUCAAGAGAAAUUCUCCCAGCCAACAAAACAUGUCUGCUCAAGCUGACACCUGCAAUGGCUCUGCUCCCACUUCUUACUUCAUCUCUAGUUUAGGCAAUGGUUCAUUGACUGGAUCUAUAAUGCCUAAUUCAUCAUCUUCCUCCCAGUUGGCUAAGGAAUCUCCUUUGAUGGAAGAGAUAUCAGGUAUUGCACGGGGACAACGUCAAAUCAUCCAUCAGUUGGACAAUCUUAACAAUCUUGUCCGUGACAAUUUAGGAGAGAGGUCUCGCCAAGUAAAAACAACAAACAAGAGAAGCAUUAUAGCUGAUGUUGAACCCAUCACAGUUAUGCUCACAUUAGCUGUUGGUGGUCUAGGAAUCUUCCUGAUUAAGGGAUUUUUAACCCGAGUUUGAUUCCUCCACCCAAUAGACUUUUACAAUCUAGUGAAUCUUUUUUUUUUUCUUACUGUUUUGCAAUUUUACCUUUAAGCUUAAGAAAGAUAGUUGAUUUAACAAUGAUGGAUAGUCUUUAGAGGUAGUAGAGGCACAUAGGAACUUACAAGGUUCUCCUUGACCUUGAGGGUUUGUUUAAGGAAGGAUGCCGGGGCCAAUUUUGUAACGUUGGGGGCCUCCAUUGUCAUGUCAACAA